CGGCGCUACCCCAGAAUGCGCCGAGUUUCCCCGAGAGAUCCCGAGUCUUUCCGAAAAUAGCCGAGCACUGCCGAGAGCGAGCAACAGAAAUGUACAGGGUCGGCUCCGAGCCUGACCGAGUGGACCCGAGUCCGUCCGAGCUCUCCCGAUGCCGCUCCAGGCGAAGGAGCUGAUCUCGACUGAAUCCCCUGCCCCUCCUGGGUGACCCGAAUGCGGACUGAUCCGGGCACCCGAGGGGAGCCGAACCCCUGCGAGUGUUCGCCCGUCUCACCCGAGCGUCGCCCGAACAGCAAUCCCAGCGGAUUGAGGGGGAGGGACCCGAACCUGCCCGAGGAGAUCGGAGACUAGAGCCGAUUAGAGUCGAGCCUGCCCGAGUCCUCCCAGCUCGUCCCCAUAGCAGCGGGGAGCCGAACCGAGCCGAGCCCCCUCCGAUCUCACCCGAACGGCCGGGCUGGCCAGGAAGCCGAACGGACAGCGCCCGAGUCUGCCCGAAGCAGAACGAACCCAGCCGAGCGCGCGGGACGCCCGAAGGCCGCGGGGCUGAAGGGGAAGUGGCGGGCUCCUUUCCGCCCUCACAGCGCGCGAGAAUAAGCGGCAAUGGCUGAAGGCGCCCGAAGCCCCAGUGGCGCACGGGAUGCCGGGAUGCUGGAGGACUAAGAGGUGGCGAAGGAGGGGGGGGACAUGGCUGCUGUCAGGAGAGUGUUGCCAUGGUUACUGCACGGCCCUGGUUACGUGACAAUCAACGCCAGCCGGCGCGCGGCACCAGGAGGCGAUGGGGGUUAUUACCUCGGACGGUGCGGUACCGUUCACUACACGGCGGCGACGGGCUCGGGUGGACCCCGAGGGGGAGGGGGCAGCGCUGGAAGAACUUCAUCAGUUCUGUCGUCUGUUCCCUUACAGAUCCUAUUCUAUUUAAAUGGAUUUUAUUACAUCUUUUAUUUCUUGGCAACGCUUCUAAUGAUUAUUUAUAAAAAUCAAGUUUUCAGUUAUCCAGAUAAUUACUUGGCUCUUGAUCUUGGGCUGCUGUUCGUUAUGGCCAUUCUAGAAGCAAUCCGAUUAUACUUGGGUACAAAGGGUAACCUGACAGAAGAAGAGGUUCCACUAGGGGUCAGUCUAGUGAUUACUGUUGGCAGCAUAAUGUUGUCUGUCUACUUCCUGGUGUGGGAAACUUACGUGCUAAAAGCAGACGUCAUAAUUAACGCUAUUCUUCUUUUUACGUAUGGACUUGAGGGACUACUACAGAUUAUAGCCAUUGCUGCAUUUGUCAGCUAAAUCUCUGCUGCUCAGAGUUGUAAGGUACAUCUGCUUCCAACAUUUCUUCAGUAAAGAGACAACAUGCAUCUUUAAAGUCUAAAAGUAUUUGGUUUCACUUUCUCCAGUGUAAAAUAUUGUGAAGAAACUCAUCCUUAUAUUACAGGGUUUAAUAUAGCCCUACUCCAGCACAGCCCCCCAUGAAUAACCAGCUAAAAUAUCCUGUACAGUAGCUCUGUUCCACUGUUUGACUAAGUAGUUCAUUUAGUGGCAAUGGCCCUGCUUCAGGAAAACACUUAAGCACAUGCUCCGCUUUAAAUCUGAGUAAUUCCAUUGCAGUCAAUGGGAGUGCUUCUGGGCUUAAAGUUACACACAUAAUCAAGUGUAUUCCUGCAUUGAGUCCAUGUCCUGACCUGCUGUGCCUAAAGAUGUACAUGUGUAUUUAAUCAAAAUUCUGCAUCAGAUAUUUGUAUCCAAAUUAGAACAAAUAUAAACCAGCAUAUUACUCUAGUUGUAUGUUGGUGCAAUACCCAGGGCCAGCUCCAGAGUUUUUGCCACCCCAAGCGGCAAAAAAAA
Chelonoidis abingdonii (Abingdon island giant tortoise) is the source of this 1827-nucleotide messenger RNA. Lineage: Eukaryota; Metazoa; Chordata; Testudines; Testudinidae. The record is from RefSeq and is a predicted model, not a curated record.